Molecule: messenger RNA, 5533 nt
Organism: Mya arenaria
Lineage: Eukaryota; Metazoa; Mollusca; Bivalvia; Myida; Myidae
Product: zinc finger CCCH domain-containing protein 4-like
Exons: 12
Coding region: 359-4159 (1266 amino acids)
Biological process (GO): negative regulation of DNA-templated transcription
Cellular component (GO): nucleus
Molecular function (GO): metal ion binding; RNA binding
Source: RefSeq, a predicted model, not a curated record
AGCCAAAAAAUGAGAUACUGUCUAUAAGAUACUACGAACUCAGCUGAAAAUUGUUAUUUUCAAUAUUAAUUAUUAUGAUAUUGUAUUUUCAAAUUGAUUUAGUUAAAUGAUAUAAAGAUUUUUAUUAAGAAAUGUAAUUAAGGCAUUAAUAAUUUUAAUACGAACUGAGCAGUGCAGAAUUCCCUGUUAAAGGACAUCAAAGGAUUCGUUAAACUAUGGAGAAAGAUGGAGUAAAUACCAAUCAUAAAUACCUCAUCUGAGAAGAUCAAACUCUUACAUUCCAUUGAGUAAAGUAUACAGUGUGUAUAAACCCACCACAUAGGUAUUAAGUAAACACUGGUGUCUGGCUAUGUAGAAGAUGAUAAUGGAAAGUGAAGAAGAUUUGAGCAACCAGGAACCCGAGCAGUUAGACACAGAAACUGUCACAGAUAUGGCCCCGCCAGAGGGUUCAGUGGCCCUUGAGCAAACUGAGCCUGGGGGUGUAAAGAGCAACGAAAAACCUCAGCUGUCCAAUAAUGAUGGCAAGCCGGGUUACGAUGAUUCCCAGACAGGUGAAGAUGAUGGGGAGGUAGAUGACACUGAGGUCGGUGAGGCUGAGGAUGGAGAGAUCCUUGAAGAUGGUGAAAUUGCCAGUGAUCAGGACUGUGAAAACAAUGAUGGAGAAAUUGCAGAAGAAGAGGGAGAGGUGGAGGAGGAUGACUCUGCUGGUGCGGAAAAACAGCACAGCCAAAAUGAGCGCAAACACACACACUCCAAAAGAGAAAAACAUUCUAAACACCAUAGAAACUCUGAUAGAGACAAGGACAGAGGUAAAGAUGGCAAAAACAGAAAAAAACGACACAGAGAACAUGUUGAUUAUGAAAACAAAAGUGGUGACGAUUACGACAGUGAGUUGAUCUCAGAUUCAAAAAGACGUGAAAAAACUGAUAGGAAAAAAGAACAUUCUUCCCAGGAUGACAAGAGAAGGCGAGGAUCUAAGGAGACACGCCACCAAAGUGGGCGAGACCGAGACAGUCGUGAGAAGGAUCGUGACAAAGGGCGUGAUCGUGGACACGGUCGUCAUGAGAGAGACAAAGAUCGCGGAGACCGAAAUGACAAGGACAGGAGAGAUCUGGAUAAACACAGCAGGGAGAGGGACAGAGAUAGGUCCAAGAAUUAUGAGAUUUUUGACAGUCCACCUGGCAUGUACGAUAGUCCGUCUGCCUCAGAUGAAGAGUACUAUAAUGAAGAGUUCAUGGAAGGAGAUAUGCUGAUGCCAAAGAAGGGUAAGAAGCAGCAGCGUAAGCGUGACUUCCACAAGCGUAAACACCAGCGAGACAGGGACCAUGAUGAUGAAGGGGAUGAGGACCAGCCAGUGAAAAAGAAGCCCCUCCUACAGACACCCAUGGAGGAAAGACCCAUCUGUAAAUUCUUCAAGGAAGGCAAAUGUCAAAAGGGUCCGGAAUGCCCGUUCAACCAUGACUACCAGCCAAGCAAACGCCUGGAGCUGUGUAAAUACUAUGUGCAGUCAUACUGUCGACGAGACGGGUGUGUGUUUAUGCACGAGGAGUUUCCGUGCAAGUAUUACCACACUGGAUCAACAUGUUACCAGGGCGACAACUGCAAAUUCUCACAUGACCCACUCACUGCAGAGAUGGAUAUAGCGCUGCAAAAUUGCCUUAGAGAUAAGGACCUAUACUUUGAUCCAGAGGAGGAUUGGGGAGAAAAGAAAAGAAAGAAGAAAGGACUUCUUGGUGAUCAGCCAGCGAUGUCACAGGAGCUAAUAUGUCAGAAGUUGGAGAAGAUGAAGUCUAUCCCGUCCAUUUUCGACAUUCAGACCCAUGCCCCUGGGGAGAGCCCAAACAGACCCCCUAAAACAAGCAUGGGACCCCCAACAUCUAUGGCUGGGAACAUGGGAAUGAGCAUGUCCCCAAACAUGAGGUUCAACGGUCCUCCAAACCGGCCUCCACCCUUUCUGGGCCCAGCACAAAUGGAUGGCCCACCACCGAUGAUGGGCCCACCAAUGUCUGGCCCCGGUGGUCUGAUGGGUCCAGGACCCCCACCGGGUAUGGUGGGGCCAGGAAUGCAGGGCCCACCAAUGGGCCCUCCCCCACCAAUGAACCAGGCAGCAGCCAUUGUUGGAGCAAUUCUGAGAGCGGCCCCCAUGCUUCAGCAAUACAGGGGCCCAAAUGCUCAGGUACCCACAAGUAUGGGCAACAUGAUGGGUCCUGGUAUGAACAUGGAUGGUCAGAAUAUGAUGGGGCAAAACUCUGGCAUGCCCAAUUCUAUGGGUAUGAUGGGGCCAAUGAUGGGAAUGAUGAACCAAGGGCAAGAAGGGAUGAUGGAGGCUGACAUGCAGGUAAACAUGGACCAAGAUGAUGGCCAGGAUCUCACAGGAGAUGAUCAACAGCAGGGUCAAGACAAUCUACAGGGUCGGGCAGCAAAUACCGGAUCCAAGGACCCCAGGAUGUCAACAAACGAUCCCCGUCUUAACCGUGAAUCUAGUCAAACUCCGGGGAAGUCCGAUGAAAACUCCAGCAAUCAAGGGGACAGAACUCCUACACAAGACUGGGAAACAGGAGAGGACAGCGAAAUUGAUGUUGAAAUCCCAACCCACCUGCCUCCAAAACAGCGGGAAAUGUUCCUCCGAAUUGCACAUCAUACGAAAAAGAUGAAGCUUGAACAGCAACAGCAGAAACAACAGCAAGAAGCUGGAAAAUCUGACGAAAAUCAAGACAAUAAGGAUGAUGAUGACGAUAAUAAUAAGAUGAAAAUUGAUGAUGAUAAGUGGUACUCGAGUGAUGAGGAUGAUGACAAGCCAGCCCCACCCCAUGAUGACCCUGCCCCUCCUGCCCUGCCCCCUAAUGCCCCACCAACAUCAGACCCUCCACUACCACAGGGAUCCUCAUUCAAUGUGAUGCAGAUGAUCAAUGCCAUCAAGAGUAACCCAGCGCCAACCAACACAGCCUCAAAGAGACUGGAUCCUAGAAUGCAGCCUCGUCCACCAGCAAACAUCCACUCACGGGAGGGUGACUGCCCUUGGCGUUUGUUGAGGGUGAUGUAUGUGAAGAACAGGAUUCCAACAAACUUCGACAUGCAAGAUGACAAGUACAAGUUUGACCCUCGUGUUCAGAAGAUACUCAAAAUGCAAGAACUGGAAAGUGGCAAAGUUAUUGAUCACACAAAAAUUGUUCUUCCACAAACAAAGGAGCCAUAUGUUAAUCCGAAUAAUCCAAAACUUCCAGACCUGUUAGACCCAAAUGUGUUCAAAGCAAAAGAAUCUAGCAUAAAUAGGCAUGAGUUGCCACCAUUUGUCGAGCCAGCUCCAGGCAGUAAACAAGACUCAGAAAUUAAGCCACCUCGGCCUGUUGAUCCCAGGAUGAAGCCUGCAGAUCCCCGUGUUCAGAAAGCUAGCACGCCCCAAAGGCCGCUUGACCCAAGAUUGAGUAGGCAAGAUUCCAACAGUUCAACUAGUAAUUUAUCAGGAUUACCUCCAUAUGACCCACGACUUGCCAGACAGAACAGUCAGACAUCACAAUCUAGGGGUUCAACUCCUCCCCUUGAUCCUCGAAUGAUCAAUAGACAGAGCUCUAGUGACCCUAGACUUACAAGAACAGAUUCCAACAAUCAGUUGCCCUCUUUAGACUUGUUAAAGCCUCCAGAUCCACAGGUGUCUAAAUUGAUUGAUGAAGAAAUAGGUCAGCUGUCAAAUUUGCAAAGACAAUCCAGCCAGCCUGGAACAGCUGCUGAAAAAGAGACUAGUAGUGAAUCACAGUCGCCAAAACCUAAGUUAGACUAUAGGAAUGAUCCUCGAUUCAAAAGGAAACAUAUUUCAGAAUCAACUCUUUCACCUGACACUGUAGGAAAGCGUUAUUCAGGACAGAGAAAAUCUAGUACUGAGUAUAGCUCUCCACUUGGAGGUGAGGUGGGAAAUAAACAGGAGGAGUCUGGAUACAACAGUUACAACAGACCACGCCCACCCAAACCAGCAGUGACCCAGGCUCCUCCUACUGUUCAGCCAGAGACAACAGUGUCCACUGCUGCUGAUGUCAGCACACAUGAUAUUCUGGACUCAUUACAAAUAAUGCCACCCCCAGGUAUGGCAGAACAACAGGGACCGGAUAAAAAUCUCAAAGACAUCUUUAAAACCAUUGAUCCCACUGCAUCUCCAUUUUGCUAGUGAAUAUCCAUUUUUUUUUUUUAAAUAAAAGCAUUCAGUAAACAGUUUGUAAUGCUAGUAUUACCGGGGACUCCUCAAAGGAUUAAUACAUGUUUAGAAAGUGAUUGAAUGACUCAAUGUACAGUGUACAUUUGUUGUGAUAAGCAUAUAUAUAGGAAAUGAUACUUGCAUCAAUAAGGAUUUUCAUAGAAAGCAACAUUGUUAUUAAUAUUUUUAUGGACUUGUUCAUCUAAAUGAUAAUUUGAUUUUAAUUUGCAUUUAUAGAUUAACCAGUCUUUCGUUUUGACACUUGGUUGUAUUCAUAUUUUGUCUUUCUUUUCAUAUAUGCCAUAUAUUGAUUGUCUUAAUUUUACUAUGAUCUGUGGUUUAGCUCGAAACAAAAUCUACUUACAGAAUUGCUUGCUCAGGGCCAUGGCAUUUUAUAACGUCUUGUAUGAUAGAGCCAGGCAGAGUUUACGUCCACAUAGCAUUGCUCAUUGACUAAAAAACAUGUAUUAUAUUUUAGUGUAUCAUGUGCUAUUUAAAGCAAACAUUAGCAAGUUGUCAUUUAGUGUGAUAGAUAUGAAAUCAAAGGAAAUCAUGGACUUCUAAUUUAAUAAUCAUUCAUUAUUUUCUCUGCUCACUAUUUUCAUUGUGUAAAGGACCUUUUGUUCAUGCUCUGUGCCAAAGUAAGACUCUACGAGAGUUGAGAUUUAAUGACAAGAUAAUAUGUACAUGGGUUGUUGUGUUACAGCUUACCACUGUACUGCUUGUUCAAUAAGAACUAGAAAUUUAUAGAUCUGGUUCAUGAUUUUAAGUCAUUGAUUACUUUUACCCGGAUAUUGGUCUUGUAAAUUGUUUUCUUCCCUUAAGUGAUACAAUGUACUUACUAUUUGUAAUUCUGUUUUUAAAUCAAAACUUCAUUCAUCUUUUCAGUAAUAUAUUUAUUUAUGAUGCAUACACAAUGAUCUGUUUUGACUUCAUGAUCAAAUAAAAGGAUCUACACAGGACACAAUGUUCCUGUGGUAUGACCCUAUUGAUUGCUUGUAUAUUGUGUUUAUUAGAAUGAUGUUGUUGUGAUAAUGUAUAAUAAUAAAAGUGCUUUUUGUUAAUCAAUGAUAGAACAAGUAUUGACUGGACUUGAAAAUAACCUUGUCAUUAAAUUAGUGUUGAUGAUUUUAAAAAGUUUGUUAAAAUAACUUUCAGUAGGUAUCAGCCAAACAAAAUGAAUAUGUUUUUAGCUUCUAAAUUCUUAGUUAAAAUAUUGAUAUAUGCCUACAGGCUCUCCGUUUGUGCUUGUAUCUUGUAUAGCAAUACUCCAUGUUAUGUUUCACCCCUUCCAUGCACAGCUGGUCAAAUCGGCAGUGUUGGAGACAAAAAGAAAUAAACCUUGAA